AAGGCGAAGGAAGCCAAAUCCGGAAGUGGGAUAUACAAAAUGUCUUCGAAACCACGCGGCGUCGCGUUAAUAAUGAACAACAUGUUUGAAAAGAAGAAGGGAGAAAAAAGGAUAAAUUCUCCCCGGGAUGGGUGCGAGCAUGAUGAAAAAUACAUGGGAAACUUAUUCCAACAAUUAGGAUUUAACACAUUUGUUGCAAAAAAUGUUGCAAAAGACCGAAUUGUCGCCGUCAUGGAAAAAUAUCGGUCCCUCAUUACGGAAGAAAUGGAUUGUUUCGUCUUCGUUAUCAUGAGUCACGGCCAAUUAAACGAGAUUCAAAUGGCGGACGGGAACUCUAUGAAUAUUUAUGCCGAUUUCUUACCCGAAAUUACGAGAAAGAUGGCGCCGGCUUUUAGCGAGAAGCCUAAACUCGUAUUUUUUCAGGCGUGUCAAAGCCUUGAAAAGAAGAAGAAAUUCGAGUCCCACGAUGGUUCGGGUCAGUCGAAAAACGAAACGGAAACAAGUUCGGUGGAUCACGUCCGCCUGUUUUUUCCCGCCCUUCCCGCCGACGUGGCGAGACGUCAAUCCGCCACGGGAUCAAGAUUCAUUUACGCCUUGACAAAAGUGUUCAUGGAGCAAGCGCAUGAAAAACAUAUUGACGGUUUGCGCAACGAGGUAGCCAAGGUCAUGAAGAAUAUGGAACUUCCCCCCGGAUUUGAAAGGCAGAAUCCAAAAAUGGAUAUUCUAGGAGAGUGCGAUAAACUCUACUUUAAUCCGGGGCUGUGAAAUGGGUAAAUUUUACUUUUCGCUAUUUGUGUAACAAUGGACUUGUACAUAUUAAUAUUUUGCAUACGGAACAGGAAAUUUAAAGGAUUUGUAAGAAUUGCUUAUGUUUUGUAUGUAAUUUGCUUUUUCAAAAUAUAAAUUUGUAAAUCCAUUAAAUUUUUAGUUUCAUCAAGUUUCAAUAAAUAAUUUAUACGGGUCAAAUUUAGGAUUGUGCCGAGCUUUUUUAAACCUUUAAAAACAUUUAUAUA
Molecule: messenger RNA, 1013 nt
Organism: Folsomia candida
Lineage: Eukaryota; Metazoa; Arthropoda; Collembola; Entomobryomorpha; Isotomidae
Product: caspase-2
Exons: 4
Coding region: 40-765 (241 amino acids)
Biological process (GO): proteolysis
Molecular function (GO): cysteine-type endopeptidase activity
Source: RefSeq, a predicted model, not a curated record